AUGCUUUUCUCUAUCUUUUUGGCUCUGCUUUUCACUCUCUUUAUGGCUCAGUUUUUCUCUCUCUCUCUCUCUCGCUAUGACUAUGCUUUUAUCUCUCUUUAUGGCUAUGCUUUUCACUCUCUUUAUGGCUCUGUUUUUCUCUCUCUCUCUCUGACUAUGCUUUUCUCUCUCUUUAGGGCUCUGCUUUUCUCUCUCUUUAGGGCUCUGCUUUUCUCUCUCUUUAUGGUUCUGCUUUUCUCUCUCUUUAUGGCUCUGAUUUUCUCUCUCUUUUUGGUUCUGCUUUUCUCUCUCUUUAUGGCUCUGAUUUUCUCUCUCUUUUUGGCUCUGCUUUUCUCUCUCAUUAUGGCUCUGAUUUUCUCUCUCUAUGUCUCUGCUUUUCUCUCUCUUUAUGGCUCUGAUUUUCUCUCUCUUUAUGGCUCUGCUUUUCUCUCUCAUUAUGGCUCUGAUUUUCUCUCUCUAUGUCUCUGCUUUUCUCUCUCUUUAUGGCUCUGA
This is a messenger RNA of Acanthosepion pharaonis, 492 nucleotides long. The record is from the annotation of a GenBank genome assembly. NCBI's taxonomy places the organism in Eukaryota, Metazoa, Mollusca, Cephalopoda, Sepiida, Sepiidae.